This is a messenger RNA of Phragmites australis (common reed), 555 nucleotides long. RefSeq lists its product as uncharacterized. The record is from RefSeq and is a predicted model, not a curated record. NCBI's taxonomy places the organism in Eukaryota, Viridiplantae, Streptophyta, Magnoliopsida, Poales, Poaceae. The transcript has 3 exons. The coding region runs from base 196 to 555 and encodes 119 amino acids.
GCCCUUACAGCGUGUGCCUCCCCGCCGUAGCUCCCCACCGAAUCCGAGAUGACCUAUCUCAGAUGGAGGACCAGUUUGCAAUCCUUAUCAUGUUCAUUCCCUUCUCCUUAUGUUUCCAUUUUUCUUCUGACCAUCAUCUGAUUUCGUUAAUUGCCCUCAAUCAAAUUAGUUUCUUUGCCAGUUUCGAACGAGAGAAUGAAAGAUGGACCAUCUGUAGCAACUACUGCUACGAUGACCAGAGAAUCCAUUUCCUUGCAAAGGAAGAGCAGAGAUGAGAUCAAUGGAAUGGUGCUCAGCAGAAUAAUCUCAAUUUCUUACCCUGUUGAGGCUAGAGCCAUACACGCACGCAUCAGCGGAUCUAUGGCUGUGCGAGGCUACAGCAGACGCGAAGCUGGCGGUGGAGCGGGCGAGAUUGUCGGAGGUGCUCUCGGAGGUGCCGUUGGACAUCAAGGGGGCAUCUGGAGCAGACCUACGGCAAGCGACGCCGACAACUCAAGCGGGAAGUCGACGCCAUCGAGGCACGUAAAAGAAGUUAUAAGUUGUUUCAAAUUCUAG